AUGGUUAAUAUUUCAUAUAUAUAUUUUGAGAUUUUUGAAAAAUAAUAUUUUGCUAAAGGUGAAUCCAAAUAUUAAACAGCGAAAACAAUUUUUAAUUAUGGACUCAUUAUAAUUAAUAAUAGGAAAAUCCUAUUUGAUUAUUACUUAUAAGUCUACCAUAGAAAUAUUCAAUUUAGUAUUUUUCAAUUAAACUUUUUUUUAAUUUUAGUGUAUUAAUAUAUAUCAAAUUCAUUAGAAAUACACAUAAAAAUGAUUACAAUAAAUAAUAGAGAGGAUGUAAACAAAUGUAUAAUGGAUUUUUCUUAAGAGUUCUUGGUUAUUAUAUUUUUUAUAAAUUGGUCUCUGUGUAUUAAGUAGAAUUAUAGAAAUCCUAAUUUUGGUCAAUUGUAGCAUUUUUUACUAUUGGAAGAAAAAUUAUACUAUGAUUUUAUUAUUAUCCCUCUUCUGUAAAAAAGAAAUCAUUUAAUUAAUGAACUUGUAUUUGUGUUAUUUACUUUAGGAAAAAGAAAAUCAAAAUCAAAAUUAAAGGUAAUAAGUUCUUACUGAUAUAUUUGAUGUCAAUUUUAGAUAAUAUUUAUGUUGUUAAUAUUUUUCCCUUUUUCUUUUAAUAAAGUGUUAUUAUAUAUAUUAAUAAUUUAAGGAAUUGUUAUUAACCUAAAUCUUAAAUUAAUAAUUAAUAUAAAAAAUGAACAUAAACAAAUUAUAAUGCCUAAAAGAAUAUCAUUAUUCUAAACCAAUUAUGGGAGUGUGCAUUGAUUAAUAAUGCAUAGAGGAUAAAUCUUUCUGUCAUGAAUGUUAUAUGAAUUGUCAUAGACAUGACAAAAAUAAAUUGUACCUUUUUCCCAGUUUGGAAGAUUGGUUUAAAUAGUUUUUUAUGAAGUUUGAAUGUACAAUAUAAUAAAUGACAGAAUCUUUUUCAUUAAUAGAGAACUUAAAAAAAAAUUUUAAUCAAUUUAAGAUAGCAUAAUUAAAUUUAUUUAUGAAAGAAGUGGUAAAUUUAGAAAAACAAAUAGAUAUGCUCAAUCUUAAUUUAAACUCAUUUAUCUUACAAUUAUGUUAAUUGAGUCAAUAAACCCAAUAGAAUCAAUAGAGUUAAUAAACUCAAUAGAAUCAAUAAACUCAAUAGAAUCAAUAAACUCAAUAGAAUCAAUAGAGUCAAUAGAGUCAAUAAAAUCAAUAGAGUCAAUAGAGUCAAUAAAAUCAAUAGAGUCAAUAAAAUCAAUAGAGUCAUUAGAGUCGAUAGAAUCAUUAAAGUCAAUAGAGCCGAUAGAAUCAAUAGAGUCAAUUCAUUAUCUAAUUCAAUAAAAUUUCAUAUAAUGAUUUAAUUACUUAAAAUGAGAAUACUAACAUACAAGAUUAAAAAAGAAAUUAAAUAUAAUAGACUCAGGGAAAUGGAUUAGCAAAUUAUGAUACACCUACAUAAAGUUCUCUCAAAUUUUUAGAUGUUUAAUUUAAAAUUGAAGAAUAUAAUUCACAUGUAGAAAUUACACGUAAUGGAAAAUUAGUAAAGUGUUUAAUAAGUGAAAAUAUAAUUAUGGGUAAUCCUAUGAUUCCAAAAACUGGAAUAACAAAAUUUGCUAUAAAGCUUUUAAAUCCAGUAUAUUAUGUAGCAUUGGGUGUGGGGAAAAAAGAUAUGUUAUAAUAAAUAAAUAAUCAACUUAAUCUAUUUCAAUAAAAGGAACACGGGUAAAAUUAUUUGAUUAACAUAUAUAGAACUUACCUUGUAAAUUCACUUGGACUUGUAUUCUCUCAUAAUUCAUUUACAACAUACAAAAAUUUUUCUUUUAAGGAAAAUGACACAAUAAUCAUUGAGUUGGAUAUGGGAAAAUCUAAAAUUACUUGGACUAAAUUAAAUGAUAAUUCCAAUAUUGUAAGUAUUAAUAUAGAUUUUUAAGUCUGUUCCAUUCCUAAAUUCCUUUGAUCUGUAUCCUUUAUUACAUUUAAAUCAAACAGUUAUAUAGGUAGUGGAUAAAGUAUGA
Paramecium pentaurelia is the source of this 1979-nucleotide messenger RNA. Lineage: Eukaryota; Ciliophora; Oligohymenophorea; Peniculida; Parameciidae. The record is from the annotation of a GenBank genome assembly.